Molecule: messenger RNA, 861 nt
Organism: Teleopsis dalmanni
Lineage: Eukaryota; Metazoa; Arthropoda; Insecta; Diptera; Diopsidae
Exons: 2
Coding region: 91-771 (226 amino acids)
Source: RefSeq, a predicted model, not a curated record
AAAUUAUUUUGUGUUUAUUAUUUGUAGUUGCGCACGUUUUUGGUUCGUUUUAUACGAAAACUGUUUUUAAAUUUAAUAUAUAGAAACAAUAUGAGUACACAACGUGGUAAUGCAUCACGAACGCGUGCACAAAAAUAUAAAAAUCGUACAGCUUUCAAGAAUGAUUUGCACGACAAAACUCCACAACAGAAAAAACUAAAUACACUGCAUGUAUCAGAAGUUUGCCAGCAUUGUAAAAGUGUUAUUGAAUGGAAAAUUAAAUAUAAAAAAUAUAAACCAUUAACACAACCCAAGACAUGUACACGUUGUCAACAACGCAAUGUACGCAAAGCCUACCAUGUACUCUGCAGGGACUGUGCUUUGGAAACACGCGUCUGUGCUAAAUGUUUAGAAAGUGCAGAACGUGUGGAUAUAGAACCACCACAACCAACACCAGAGGAAGAGGUUAAACUAAAAGUUGAAAUGGAACGACUUAUUAAAUCAUUCCCAGAACGAAAACGUCGUGCAUUUUUGCGUUAUAUGGAAAAAGGUAAAAAAGAUGAAAACUUGGUGGAAAAUGUUGAAGCUCCAUCGGAUGAUGAAAAUUGUGAGAAGACAGUAAAAGCCAAACAACGAAUACCGCGUACACGUGAUGAACUGCUGACUAAAAUUGAGCAACUCAAACUUAAAGAAGAUGAUUAUGAUGAUGAAGAUGAUGAUGAUGAUGACGAUGACGAUGAUUUAGAUUCGGAAGCAUAUGAUGAAAGCAGUGAAGAAGGCGAGAACGACUGAUAGUAGAAAGUUUUUAAGUUUUGUAUUUAAAACGUAACCAAAUAACGUGUAGCAUACAGAUUUUAUUAAACAAUAAUUAAACUAUGAGGA